GGUUUUUAUUUAACGGUUUUCCAUUUGAAUUGUUACAUAGAUAAAUCGAAUCAAAAUUAUUUUGUUUAAAUUAAUGUUUAUUUUGUUAUUUAUUCAUGGAAUAAUUUUUAUUGAAAUAAUGCAAAAUUUAGAAUUGUUGUAGCCGAUUCUAUAGCACAAUCAUAUAUCCUGUUAUUUUAUAACCUCUGCUAAACAUUAGCAAUUGCCAAAGCAUAUAGUAUUAUUAUUUAAAUUAUUAUAAAUGUAUACUUAUGGGGAAUAUCAAUUUUCUUAGCUAUAAUAAUUAAAGAUAAUAAUAUUUAUUAAUAUGUCUUUCCAACUUCAAUUAACAUCUUUGCUAGGUAAUCAUACAAAGAAUUUAUCAGAGUUAAAACAAAUUGUAAUCAGGCCAUUGUUGCAAAUUGCAGUGAAAGCUAUAGAACAGGAGUACAUAGAAGAAGGGGCCUUAGAAGUUAUUAGUAAAAAUUUUAAUGUGUCGCAAGCACACGUCGAUGAGUGGUAUGCUGCUAUUCUUAUUAUUAUGAAAUUGCAUUUGCGAUAUUCUAGCGCAGCGAUCAAACCUACAGAAUUUAAACAAUGUUUACAAGAAUUAAAAUUCUCUCCAGAAUGUAUACAAGAUAUAUUUUCAGUUCUCACAGGACCAAAGAGAUUAGAUUUGAUAACAAGUUUUACAAACAAAGUUGAUUUCUUUCCACACUUAAUUGCUUGCAAAUGGAGAGUGGACAUUAUAAUUUCUUCCAAUUUAAUGUCAAAAAUUUUGGAGCCUCAUGUAUUGUUAGAAUGGAUUUUAAGCAAUGGUGAAAGUUAUACUUUUGAAUUGUCUUUACCACGUUUUCAUCAAAUGCGACACGCCGUUGCAAAACUGUUAUUAGAGAUACAAAGACUCGAAGUUUAUAAUGUGAUAAAAAAUAAUGCGUAAAGUUUUAUAUAAGUUAUAAGAAGAUAUAUAAUUAUAAGCA
Messenger RNA from Ceratosolen solmsi marchali, 959 nucleotides. Its product is annotated as COMM domain-containing protein 5. NCBI's taxonomy places the organism in Eukaryota, Metazoa, Arthropoda, Insecta, Hymenoptera, Agaonidae. Bases 308 to 919 code for a protein of 203 amino acids. Gene Ontology annotation, cellular component: nucleus. The transcript has 4 exons. The record is from RefSeq and is a predicted model, not a curated record.